ACGAUAUAUUAUCCUACUUCCCAUGAACGUUAAUAGGUGGCAGCAUAUAGCCGCUGCAUGACAUUGUCGCAUUGGAUUAAAGGCGGUGAUAAUCUGUGAUAUUCUAUUUUUUUCAAUUAACAAUGGCGAAUUUUAAACCUGUUACCCAUGUGCUCUUUGAUAUGGAUGGGUUAAUAUUCGAUACUGAAGAUAUUUACACAAGAAUACAUCAAGUUAUUGCCAGUAAGUUCGGGAAAGAGUUCACAUGGGAAGUGAAAAUAAAGUGUAUGGGUAAAACCGCAAACGAUGCUGCUGCGACUUUCAUACAGGAACUUCAAAUACCUAUGUCUGUCCAAGAAUUCGAAGUUGUUUUUCGUUCUUUGUGCGAAGAAGAGUUCUUGAAAACUAAGGUCUUGCCAGGGAUCGAAAGAUUAAUCACGCAUUUACAUGCAAAGAACAUACCAAUAGCCAUAGCAACAAGUUCAAAAUUAGAAACAUAUAACAUAAAGACUAGAAACCACCAAGAACUAAUAAAAAAAUUCCACCACGUAGUCUCAGGAUCAAGUGACCCAGAAGUUCAGAAAGGAAAACCUGCUCCUGAUGUAUUCUUAGUGUGUGCAAGCCGUUUUCCAGAUAAACCUUCUCCGGACAAGGUUCUCGUGUUUGAAGAUGCUCCAAAUGGCGUGCUAGCUGCGGUUGCGGCUGGCAUGCAAGUGGUAAUGGUUCCCGAUCCCCGAGUAGAACCAGAAUUUACAAAAGACGCUACACAAGUUCUCAAAACGAUGGAAGAUUUCAGACCGGAACUGUUUGGUCUACCACCUUUUGAUGAUGUUCAAUCUUAGUAGUUAGUUUAUCAAAUUAAAUUGUUGGUCUAUAUCACAAUAUAAAUCUUGUUAUCGACUGGUUAUAUCUUCUUGAUACUAAUAAAAAAAGUUGUUCUUCA
This is a messenger RNA of Parasteatoda tepidariorum (common house spider), 922 nucleotides long. RefSeq names its product pseudouridine 5'-phosphatase-like Gs1l (gene Gs1l). NCBI's taxonomy places the organism in Eukaryota, Metazoa, Arthropoda, Arachnida, Araneae, Theridiidae. The record is from RefSeq and is a predicted model, not a curated record. Gene Ontology annotation, molecular function: phosphatase activity.